Molecule: messenger RNA, 1503 nt
Organism: Heterostelium album PN500
Lineage: Eukaryota; Evosea; Eumycetozoa; Acytosteliales; Acytosteliaceae
Gene: CYP520A1
Product: cytochrome P450
Exons: 6
Coding region: 1-1503 (500 amino acids)
Molecular function (GO): monooxygenase activity; oxidoreductase activity, acting on paired donors, with incorporation or reduction of molecular oxygen; iron ion binding
Source: RefSeq, a predicted model, not a curated record
AUGGAUAUAAUCAUAGCUAUUAUUCUUUGUAUAAUAUUAAUAACUUUUUUACACUUGAAAAAAAGAAUACCUUUUAGUGCGCCUGGACCAACUCCUUUACCGAUUAUAGGAAAUCUUCACUUGAUCGACAAAGGCAAACCACAAUAUGCUCUCCACAAUCUCUAUUUAAAGUAUGGAAACAUCUACUCGUUGUGGAUGGGAUCUGUGUAUGCUGUGGUCUUGAGUGAAACUGAUAUCAUCCAAGAUGCUUUGGUUAAUCAUUCCGAUGUAUUCUCAGACCGUUACAUUACACCACUCUCAGCGAUAGUCGGACAACUCAAAGAUCUUGGAUUUUCGAAUGGUGACACCUGGAGCAUGUGCAGAGCGAUAUGGGCCAGUGCUUUUACCAGAUCAAAGGUCUUACAGAUGGAGAAAACACUCACCAACAAUAUAAUUAAAUGUUUAGAUGUUAUUGAAAAAGAAUCAGAAUCUGGUGAGCCUGUUAAUAUUAGAUAUUAUGUUAAAAAGAUUGCUUUCAAUGCUGUAUUUCAAUUGUUAUUAUCAAAUGAAGCACCUUAUGAACUUGGAAAAAGCAAUGACCUCGAUGAUUUGAUUCAUGCCACUGAUGAAGUUGCCAAAUGGAUGUCACAUGGAAAUCCAGGUGAUUUUAUACCUUUAUUGAAACCAUUUUCCAAUGUAAAAAUUAUUUGUAUUUUGAAUUUUAAGAAACUAAAUUUAUUAAUUUCAACUCCUAUACAGUUUACAAAUUUACAAAAUGCAAUUGAUUGUGUAAAUAGACAUUUAAACAAGUAUAUCCAAGAACAUAAAGAUACUAUUGAUCCUAAUAAUCCAAGAAACUUUAUGGAUAAUUUCAUUUUGGAAGUUGAAAAUCAUAAAGAAGGAAUAUUGGAUGACGUUUGUAUUUUAAAGAAUUCAAGUGAUUUUAUUAUAGCUGGAACAGACACAACUGCCUCUACUAUCGAUUGGAGUAUUGUAUUCCUAGCAAACUACCCAGAGUAUCAAGAGAUGAUUCACAAAGAGAUUACUAUUUUCGAAAAUGGAAACAACGAGUUUAACUUUACCAAUAUGCGUACUUCAUUGCACAUCACCCAAAACUUUAUCAAAGAGGUUUGGAGGCUCAGACCCAUAGUACCACUUUCACUUCCACAUAGAACCUCAAAAGAGAUUGUUUUCCAUGAUUAUUUUAUUCCUAAAGAUACAUUGAUAUUUACCAACUUUUUUAGUGCAUCUUUAAAUGAAAAAAUAUGGAAAGACCCAUAUGUAUUUAAUCCAAUGAGAUAUUCAAAUAAAGUUGAAGCUUCACAACCUACACUGGUGUUUGGAUUUGGUCCAAGAAAAUGUGUUGGAAAUAACUUGGCAGAGGUCAAUAUUUUAUUGGCUAUCGCACAUAUUGUCAAGAGAUUCAAGAUUGAAAGAGUAUCUGACGAAAUGAUUGAUGAAAACGUUCAAAUCGGUUUAACAAUGGACACUUUACCAUAUAAAGUAAUUGUAACAAAGAGAUAA